AUGAUCGAUGGCCUGAGUGGGAAUAUUUUAUCCAAAGCCGAGAAAGAUGAACUGGAGGAAUUACGCAAAUGGCUGGAGAAGAAGCUGGCUAGCCUGCCAACACGGACAAAGCGCGUCUCCAAGAAACCGCAGGUGGAUGACUGUUGCCAGCACCUGGGUCACGCGCAUGGUGACGGAGCGGCCGGUAUUCGCAGACAGAUAGUGACCCACUUCCACUGCAUAUCCUGUGAUCGCCCCUUGGAAUUGGAGAUUGAAAAAGUUCUGGGCACAUCCUUCUACGAUGCCUACCGUUCUCCCAGGCAGUGUGGUGGAGAGCACACUACCACAAGUCCUGAAUCUCGUCUGCGGAGAGCCCAGAUGGCUCUCGGCUAUGCUGCAAUUGAAAAUGGAGCCGCGUCACCGGAUCGGUUACGUAAGUCGACCGUCUCACUGCCACCUCUGGACAAAGUGCGUCCGCAGUCUGCCGGUGGGAUGGGACACGCAACGAUGUCCGACCGACAGGCAAUGUGGGAUCCAGUUGACGGCAAAACCAAGAAGUUACGCUUAGUGGCCUUGACGCAGGAAAACGAGCUCCAGGACUUCCCAACUGCCCCCGAACCAAGUGCGAUUUACGAAGGAGAAUCGGAAGGAGAAUGGGACGACCGAGUGAAGCAGCAGUCUGCGGAGGUCAGUGAUAGACAGGCGGUUACGCUAACACCCAGAUCUUCUGCGACGAUCCGACGCUCCUUAGAUGCCUCUGGCGCGGAUGACGUAAAACUGUUGGAUGUGGAGACACCCCAGGUUUUAAAGGAGCAGGAAGACCCUGAAAACUCGGAACACAUCUCAGAAGAUCAUCCGGUGGACCCCGGAGAAGAAAAGGACCCCUGA
Dibothriocephalus latus is the source of this 867-nucleotide messenger RNA. The record is from the annotation of a GenBank genome assembly. Lineage: Eukaryota; Metazoa; Platyhelminthes; Cestoda; Diphyllobothriidea; Diphyllobothriidae.